CCGCUCAGCCUCUUCCGUGUGGAGACUCAAGUCUGCCAAACCGCUCCCCACAACCAAACAACAACAACACAACAACAACAACAUGACCACCGCCGCUCAGCCCAUUUUCUCAAAAGGAGAGGACUGCAAGGCCUCCUGGCACGACGCGAGCGCCGGUUACAAUGAGGCCGACACGCACCUGGAGAUCAUGGGAAAACCCGUGAUGGAGCGCUGGGAGACCCCUUACAUGCACUCCCUGGCCACUGUUGCGGCCUCCAAAGGCGGUCGGGUUCUGGAGAUUGGUUUUGGCAUGGCUAUCGCUGCCACAAAAGUGGAAUCUUUCCCCAUCGAGGAGCACUGGAUCAUCGAGUGCAACGACGGCGUCUUCGCACGUUUGGAGAACUGGGCCAAGUCUCAGCCGCAUAAGGUCGUCCCUCUGAAGGGCCUGUGGGAGAACGUUGUCCCCACCCUGCCAGAUGGACACUUCGAUGGUAUCCUGUAUGACACAUACCCGCUGUCAGAGGACACAUGGCACACACACCAGUUUGACUUCAUCAAGGGUCACGCUCACAGGCUGCUGAAGCCCGGCGGCGUCCUCACCUACUGCAACCUGACCUCCUGGGGCGAGCUGCUCAAGUCCAAAUACGACAACAUUGAGAAAAUGUUCGAGGAGACCCAGGUGCCUCAUCUGCUCCAAGCUGGCUUCAAGAAGGACAAGAUUAGCACCACCACCAUGGACAUCGUACCGCCCACUGAAUGUAAAUACUAUUCCUUCAAGAAGAUGAUCACCCCCACCAUUGUGAAAGAGUAAAGUCCGAAGACACUCUGCAACCUUUUUUUUUUUACUCUAAUGUGCCUUUUAUCGUGACCCUCGUCCAUUUAUUUCACUCUGCAAAGUUUCAAUAAACCCAGUUUAAAGA
Messenger RNA from Amphiprion ocellaris (clown anemonefish), 899 nucleotides. RefSeq names its product guanidinoacetate N-methyltransferase (gene gamt). Gene Ontology annotation, biological process: creatine biosynthetic process. NCBI's taxonomy places the organism in Eukaryota, Metazoa, Chordata, Actinopteri, Pomacentridae. Gene Ontology annotation, cellular component: nucleus; cytoplasm. The coding region runs from base 83 to 790 and encodes 235 amino acids. The record is from RefSeq and is a predicted model, not a curated record. Gene Ontology annotation, molecular function: guanidinoacetate N-methyltransferase activity. The transcript is spliced from 6 exons.